GCUUCCAAGUGAGAGUAGCGCACUGCAAAAUUUCCAAUAGAGAGAGAGAGAGAGAGUGGCAAUGGCGACGGAGAUUUCUGUGAGUGGUAAUGGCAACAUCGCCGACGCCAAGAUUAACGGCGCGGAAGAGAAAACCAAGAAGGUCAUCCGAAUUCAGGUUUCCAAAACCAAGAAACCCUUCUUCUUCUACCUCAAUCUCGCCAAGAAGUACAUAAAGCAGGGCAACGACGUCGAGCUAUGUGCACUGGGCUUGGCUAUUCCAACUGUUGUAAUCAUCUCUGAGAUUUUGAAAAACAACGGGUGGGCACUCGAGAAAAAUAUCAUGACUUCCACUGUUUGUGCCAAGGAAGACAAGGAAGGUCGGGGGAUUCCAAAAGCUAAGCUUGGGAUUUUGAUGGGAAAGGCUGGGGAUAUGGAUCAAAGUAAUAUUUCUGCUUCACGGGGGAAGAAUGAAGUUGAUAAGGCAACAGUUAAAGAGUAGUAUAAGUAACCGGAGAUAAAUGAAGCAUUGAAGCUCUUUUGCUUGUGUGUGCAAAUGGAUUCUACAAUCUCGUUAUAUUUUCUCUGGUUCCUUUUUCUUUUACUGUGUUUAGGAAGGUAAGAUACAGCGAUGAUAGUCCUUCUAAAUGCGGUUUUGCCACAAGGCUAUUACGAUUUUACUCCUGUAAAAAGUGUUUCUUUUACUUGUAUAGAUGUACUUUCUUCAUAAUGAUAAUGGAAUGGCAUGAGUUCAAGCUA
This is a messenger RNA of Cajanus cajan (pigeon pea), 738 nucleotides long. RefSeq lists its product as uncharacterized. Gene Ontology annotation, molecular function: RNA binding. Gene Ontology annotation, cellular component: nucleus. The record is from RefSeq and is a predicted model, not a curated record. Lineage: Eukaryota; Viridiplantae; Streptophyta; Magnoliopsida; Fabales; Fabaceae.